Messenger RNA from Aureobasidium subglaciale EXF-2481, 1242 nucleotides. RefSeq lists its product as uncharacterized. Bases 1 to 1242 code for a protein of 413 amino acids. NCBI's taxonomy places the organism in Eukaryota, Fungi, Ascomycota, Dothideomycetes, Dothideales, Saccotheciaceae. The transcript is spliced from 2 exons. The record is from RefSeq and is a predicted model, not a curated record. Gene Ontology annotation, cellular component: mitochondrial matrix. Gene Ontology annotation, molecular function: identical protein binding; transaminase activity; pyridoxal phosphate binding. Gene Ontology annotation, biological process: arginine metabolic process.
AUGGUUCCCACCUACGUUCGCCCUCCGCCCAUGUUCCAGAAGGGAGAAGGUUGUUACCUAUGGGAUGUCGAGAACAGGCAAUAUCUCGACUUCACUUCUGGUAUUGCCGUCAAUGCUCUUGGUCACUGCGAUCCUGAGAUGUCCAAGUUGCUCGCUCAACAGGCACAAACCCUCGUACAUACCUCCAACCUAUACCACAACCCCUGGACUGGCGCCUUGUCCAAGCUGCUCGUAGAAAAGACGGUCGAAUCUGGUGCCAUGUCGGACGCCGCACGAGCCUUCAUCUGCAACUCUGGCUCCGAAGCCAACGAGGCUGCCAUCAAGUUCGCUCGCAAGUGUGGAAAGAUGGUCGACGAGUCAGGAGACAAGCACGAGGUUGUCUCCUUCCACAACUCCUUCCACGGCCGCACCAUGGGCUCUCUGUCAGCCACUCCCAACCCAAAGUACCAGAAGCCUUUCGGCCCCAUGGUCCCUGGCUUUAGAUACGGCACAUACAACGACAUCGAUGCCAUCAACGACCUUGUCACCGACAAGACCUGUGGUGUCAUCAUUGAGCCUAUCCAGGGUGAAGGUGGUGUCAACGUCGCAACCGACGACUUUUUGCUUGCCCUCCGUCGCCGCUGCACAGAGGUUGGUGCUGUCCUCAUCUUCGACGAGAUCCAGUGCGGUCUUGGUCGUACUGGUACCAUGUGGGCACAUGGUGCUCUCCCCAAGGAGGCACAUCCCGACAUUUUGACCACCGCAAAGGCUCUUGGCAAUGGCUUCCCCAUCGGUGCCACCAUCGUCACCGAAGACGUCUCCAGCAAGAUUGUCACUGGAGACCACGGCACUACCUUCGGUGGUAACCCUCUUGGUUCCCGCCUCGCACACUACAUUGUCGGCCGUCUCUCAGGUUCCGAGAUUCAGGAAGGUGUUCUCCAAAAGGAGAAGGUCUUCCGUAAGCGUUUCGAGCAGCUCAAGCAGCACUAUCCUGAUGUCAUCACCGAGGUCCGUGGUCGUGGUCUCUUGCUUGGUGUUCAACUUUCUCAGGACCCUACUCCUGUCAUUACCGCCGCCCGUGAACGUGGUCUCCUCCUCAUCACCUGUGGCACCAACACCCUCAGAUUCGUGCCUCCGCUCAUCAUCUCUGAGGCUGAGAUUGAGCAAGGUAUGGACAUCAUUGAAGAUGCCAUGAAGGCCGUCUUCAGAACCUCCGAACACAUUCCUGGUACCGACGGACAACAAGAGAUGCGCGCUUCGUGA